AUGUCGGAAGCUUCAGGUGAAAAUCAACCAACAUCCGUUAAUGCAGGUAGUGAAUCAUCAGGUGAGAAAAAUGUUGUAAGUACAACAUCAUCGGAACAAAUGGAAGCUCAAACAGCUGGUGAUUCAGGUGAACAACAAACAUCAAAUGAUAAAACAACGACAUCUGCUGAUACAACUAAGGAAAAUAAUACAAAUUCGCAACAACAACAACCAGGUGAAAAAACAAAACCUGAUUUAUCAACAUUACCAACACGGGCUUAUCUUGAUCAAACUGUUGUACCAAUACUUCUUCAGGCAAUGUCUCAACUUGCUAAAGAACGGCCUGCUAAACCAAUUAGUUUUCUAGCGGAAUAUUUGCUUAAUCAUAAAGAAAAAUACAAUGAAUAA
Messenger RNA from Rotaria sordida, 387 nucleotides. The record is from the annotation of a GenBank genome assembly. NCBI's taxonomy places the organism in Eukaryota, Metazoa, Rotifera, Eurotatoria, Philodinida, Philodinidae.